This is a messenger RNA of Monoraphidium neglectum, 753 nucleotides long. Its product is annotated as DCN1-like protein 2. The transcript is spliced from 6 exons. Gene Ontology annotation, cellular component: ubiquitin ligase complex. Gene Ontology annotation, molecular function: cullin family protein binding; ubiquitin conjugating enzyme binding; ubiquitin-like protein binding. Bases 1 to 753 code for a protein of 250 amino acids. Lineage: Eukaryota; Viridiplantae; Chlorophyta; Chlorophyceae; Sphaeropleales; Selenastraceae. The record is from RefSeq and is a predicted model, not a curated record. Gene Ontology annotation, biological process: protein neddylation; positive regulation of ubiquitin-protein transferase activity.
AUGAACCGUUCAAAGAAGGAGAAGGAGAAGGUGCAGCAGUUCAAGACAAUCACGGGCGCUAGCGACAAGAUCGCCUUGGACUGCCUGCGCGCGACCGGCUGGGGCAUCGAGGCCGCGAUAGAGUACUUUUACGCCAGCGGCCUGCAGGGCGCGGUGCCCAACGUGGACAUGCGCGCGAUAGAGGCGCUGUUCACGCGCUACAAGGGCGAGCCGGCGGGGCAGGGGCGCGCGCGGGUGGCGGCCGGCGGGGACCCGUCCGACGGGGUGAUCAUGGCGGAGGGUGUGGGGCGGUUCUGUGACGACCUGGAGGUUGACCCCUCAGACAUCGUCAUGCUGGUGCUGUCGUGGCGCCUCAACGCGGCGACCAUGUGCGAGUACAGCCGCGAGGAGUUUGUGGGCGGCCUGCAGCAGCUCGGGUGCGACAGCCUGGAGAAGCUCAAGAGGCGGCUGCCCGACAUCAGGGCUGAUCUCAGGGACCCUGCCAAGUGGCGGGAGAUCUACAACUACGCUUUCAACUGGGCCAAGGGGAAGAACCAGAAGUGCCUGCAGCUGGACGUGGCGGUGGGCAUGUGGCAGCUGCUGUUUGCGGAGGACCGCGCGUGGCAGCACGUUGACGCGUGGUGCGGCUUCCUGCAGAAGCAGCACAACCGCGCCAUCAGCCGCGACACGUGGGUGCAGCUGUUUGAGUUCGCCCGGGCCGUCAAGCCGGACUUCUCAAACUUUGACGAGUCCGCGGCCUGGCCCUACCUGUGA